This is a messenger RNA of Nerophis lumbriciformis (worm pipefish), 3179 nucleotides long. RefSeq lists its product as uncharacterized. NCBI's taxonomy places the organism in Eukaryota, Metazoa, Chordata, Actinopteri, Syngnathiformes, Syngnathidae. The record is from RefSeq and is a predicted model, not a curated record. Gene Ontology annotation, cellular component: nucleus. Gene Ontology annotation, biological process: regulation of transcription by RNA polymerase II; embryo development. Gene Ontology annotation, molecular function: DNA-binding transcription factor activity, RNA polymerase II-specific; RNA polymerase II cis-regulatory region sequence-specific DNA binding.
GGGCGAGGAUAAAGCAAGAUGGCGUCUGACGGUGAAGACGUUAUUGCAGUCGUCACAGUUCAGUGUUCUUAAUCUGUGCGUCCAUGUACACAUAUAUGUCCUUUAUUACACUCUAUUAAAUAGAGUAAACAUCGUUAAUAACUGUUUGCAUCCGGUUAUAUUAGUCUGAGCGCACUUUGAUGCUUCUCGAGCUAGCUUAGCGUGCUAGUUAGCUUAGCUUGUUAGCUGCUAACAAAGAGAGAUGAAAACACAUCGCUAAGCAGAGAUCAAGUGUGAGUGUAAAGUGUUGUGAUUGUGUGAAAAUGUGCGAAAGAACCAUAGCAGAGUACGAGGAGGAACUUUGUCCAACAAAAGAGGAGAAGGAGCGACAACAUGAAAAACAUCAAGUUGUGUUACACACAACAGAUUGUCUAUAGGAAGAUGAAUUGUCAGACAUCCAUCAGCUGAUUGGACACCAAGAAGAAUGUCUCCCUCAUCUGCAGGGGGACAGUUUCACUUCAGAGGAUCCACAGCCCUCACACAUGAAAGAGGAAGAGGAGGGAGAGUGUGUUGUAGGGCAGGAGGAGGAUGAUGUCAGCAAGUUUCCACUGCCUGUUGUCUCUGUGAAGACUGAAGAGCAUGAAGACAAAGCACCUGAGUCCUCACAGCUUCAUCACAGUCCAAACAUCCAUCAGCUGAUUGGACACCAAGAAGAAUGUCUCCCUCAUCUGCAGGGGGACAGUUUCACUUUAGAGGAUCCACAGCCCUCACACAUGAAAGAGGAAGAGGAGGGAGAGUGUGUUGUAGGGCAGGAGGAGGAUGAUGUCAGCAAGUUUCCACUGACUGUUGUCUCUGUGAAGACUGAAGAGCAUGAAGACAAAGCACCUGAGUCCUCACAGCUUCAUCACAGUCCAAACGUCUGUGAAGAACAUCUUCACCCUGAGCAACAGCAGUGGAGCUUCAGGAUGGAGCCACAGCCCUCCCACAUUAAGAAGGAAGAGGAAUACCCACUGAUCCCCCAUUUUAAAGAGGAAGAGGAGGACCCACUGACCCAUUACUUUAAAGAGGAAGCGGUGGACCCACGGAGCCCUCACAUUAAAGAGGAAGAGGAGGAACACAGCAUCAGUCAGGAGGGAGAGCAUCUUGAAGGACUGGAGGAGGUUGAUGUCACCAAGAUGCCAGUGACUGGUGUCCCUGUGAAGAGUGAAGAUGAUGAGGUCAAAGGUGAAAGUGAGGAGAAGAGAGAGGCGGAGCCUCCAAGCAGCAGCUCAACACAACACAUGACAACAGAAGCUGAUGGAGACCACUGUGGAGGAUCACAAGCAGACAAGAUCUUAGCUCCACUAUCAGAUAGUGAGGACACAACGUCACACUCUCCUGACACUGAUGAUGAACACUCUAAAGAUGAUGCAACAUGUCACACUGACAACACUCACUUCACAUGUUCUCACUGUCACAAAACUUUUAAUGACCGUAGUUCUCUGAAAGUACACAUGAGAACACACACUGCAGAAAAAACGUUUUCAUGUUCAUUCUGCGGUAAAGAUUUUACUCAUAGGCACGAUUUGAAAAUACACAUGAGAAUACACACUGGAGAAAAACCUUUUUCCUGCUCAGAAUGUGGUAAAAGUUUUGUAACAAAUCAAAGUUUAAAAGCACACAUGGGAACACACACUGGAGAAAAACCUUUUUCAUGUUCAAUCUGCGGUAAAGGUUUAACUCAUAGGCAACAUUUAAAAGUACACAUGACAAUACACACUGGAGAAAAACCUUUUUCCUGCUCAAAAUGUAGUAAAAGUUUUGUAUCAAAUCAAAGUUUAAAAGCACACAUGGGAACACACACUGGAGAAAAACCUUUUUCAUGUUCAAUCUGCGGUAAAGGGUUAACUCAUAAGCAACAUUUGAAAGUACACAUGAGAAUACACACUGGAGAAAAACCUUUUUCCUGCUCAGAAUGUGGUAAAAGUUUUAUAAUAAAUCAAAGUUUAAAAGUACACAUGAGAACACACACUGGAGAAAAACCUUUUUCAUGUUCAAUCUGUGGUAAAGAGUUUACACAUAGGCCACAUUUGAAAGUACACAUGAGAACACACACUGGAGAAAAACCUUUUUCAUGUUCAAUCUGUGGUAAAGAUUUUACUCAAAGAGAGCAUUUCAAAACACACAUGAAAACACACACUGGAGAAAAACCUUUUUCAUGUUCAAUCUGCUGUAAAGAUUUUACUCGAAGGGACUAUUUCAAAACACACAUGAGUACACACACUGGAGAAAAACCUUAUACAUGUUCAGUAUGUUGUAAAAGUUUUGUACAAAGUCCGCAUUUGAAAAGACACAUGAGUACACACACUGGAGAAAAACCUUAUACAUGUUCAGUAUGUGGUAAAGGUUUUGUACAAAGUCCGCAUUUGAAAAGACACAUGAGAACACACACUGGAGAGAAAGUGUUGAGUUGCAGUGUGUGUGGUGAAAGAUUGUCUUCUAAGUACCAGUGUAAGAAACACAAGUGUGCUGGUGAGAACAGCAGCAGCAAAUGAAGAUGCAGGAUUUGAAAUAAACUGUCUAAACUUUUACUUUGACCAUCUAGCAUCAUCAGCACAUAGAUUCUAACAUUUAUAGAUUAGAUAUUGUAGAUUUUUGCUUUUUGUCAGUCAAGUACACGUUUUAAUAUAGAACAUUGUGUACUUUUAUUUAAAAAUGAACACAACACUUUGACUGUAAAGGUGAGAAUAAACAGGACAAAACAUGUUACAAAUACUUUUUAUGUGUAUGGAGAUAUUCAGAAAUAUUUUUUAAUUAUUAAUGAUGUUAUAGAUGAACUCCUUUAUAUGAUGUACAUAUUUGUUUUACAUGUGUUUAUACCUUUGCUUUUGAGUACUCAUAAAUCCCUCUUAGUUCAUAUUUACUGGUUCACAUGUGAAACAUCUUCUGGACCACUUCUGGAAGCAUAUUAUUAUUUACUUCAUACUUUAUUUGAGCAGUUUUGUUUUAUACAAUUUUAAAAUGUGUGACUUUAUGAAUCAUUUGUUGGGUCUCAAUAAUCCAUUAUUUUAAUUACCUUUAUUACUCUCUUUUGUAAUAUGAUGAUUGUUUUAUAUGUAUGUUCCCUUUAUGCAAUAUGUAGAUUAGUGAAAAUGGCAACAUUAUAUGUGGAAGGUUAUGAAGGAUAGUUUUGUUUUUGAUAAUCUACAUUUCUAAUUAAA